Molecule: messenger RNA, 2315 nt
Organism: Carya illinoinensis
Lineage: Eukaryota; Viridiplantae; Streptophyta; Magnoliopsida; Fagales; Juglandaceae
Product: probable inactive purple acid phosphatase 27
Exons: 12
Coding region: 168-2048 (626 amino acids)
Molecular function (GO): metal ion binding; acid phosphatase activity
Source: RefSeq, a predicted model, not a curated record
UGCCUUUCUCUACCUCACAGCCUAAUAACCACUUGCAACCUCCAUUAAUGGCUUCUUACAACUAGUACUUCAGCUAGCUGAGUUUAUUCCUUCUCUUCUCUGCAUUUCUUCACUCAUUCCAGAACUCCCCCGAUCCUUCUAAGCCAGAAAAAAUUAGGUUAACAAAAAUGGCAGACACGGCCUCGAGCUGCGGUCUGAUGAUGAUGAAGUUGUUUACAAUGGGGAUGCUAUGGUGGCUGGGGAGCAUGGGCUUGGCAUCAGGUCACGGUCAUGGUAGAUUUGACAAGCACCCACUCUCUGAGAUUGACAUUUACAAAACCACUCUUGCCCUCCGUGACUCCGUCUCCAUCAAAGCCAGCCCCAUCAUUCUUGGCUUGAAGGGCGAGGAUAAAGAAUGGGUGACAGUGAAUGUUGUGAACCCAGAUCCAUCUAAGGAUGAUUGGGUUGCGGUUUUCUCUCCUGCAAAGUUCAACGCAUCGACCUGUUCCCCAGUGACUGGUGAAGAAGAGGAGCCAUAUAUAUGCUCAAGCCCGAUUAAGUUCAAGUAUGCAAAUUACUCCAAUUCAAAGUAUACAAAAACUGGCAAAACUGUUCUCAAAUUCCAGUUGAUCAAUCAGAGGGCAGAUUUCUCAUUCGUAUUAUUUUCAGGCGGUUUGUCAACUCCUAAACUAGUGGCAGUUUCAAAUUUCAUUACAUUUGCUAAUCCUAAAGCACCUCUAUAUCCCCGCCUUGCUCAAGGGAAGUCAUGGGAUGAAAUGACAGUAACUUGGACUAGUGGAUAUGCAUUAGAUGAAGCCGUUCCAUUUGUUGAAUAUGCUGUGAAGGGACAAGCUAAAGCUCGAUCCCCAGCUGGAACAUUAACAAUUGAUCAGAACAGCCUUUGUGGUUCUCCUGCACGGACAGUAGGGUGGCGUGAUCAGGGUUUCAUACAUACAAGUUUCUUGAAAAAUUUAUGGCCCAACUUUGUGUACACUUACAGGAUGGGUCAUCUCUUAUCGAAUGGUUCAUAUAUCUGGAGCAAAUCCUACUCUUUCAAAUCAUCCCCUUAUCCUGGACAGGACUCACCACAGCGUGUUGUAAUAUUUGGCGACCUUGGGAAGGCUGAACGUGAUGGUUCAACUAUGUAUGCCGAUUAUCAGCCAGGAUCUCUGAAUACUACCGACCAACUCAUCAAGGACUUGAAAAACAUAGACAUAGUUUUCGUUAUUGGAGAUUUAGCUUAUGCAAAUGGAUACAUCUCACAGUGGGACCAAUUCAUGUCACAGGUUGAGCCCAUUGCAUCAGCUGUCCCAUUUAUGGUCGCAAGCGGUAAUCAUGAACGUACGUGGCCAAAUUCAGGAGGCUUCUAUCAAUAUACAGAUUCUGGAGGGGAGUGCGGUGUGACUGCUGAGACCCUUUUCUACUUUCCUGCUGAGAACAGAGCCAACUUCUGGUAUUCAACAGAUUAUGGCAUGUUUCGAUUUUGCAUAGCUGAUAGUGAACAUGAUUGGAGGGAGGGAUCAGAACAGUACCGAUUCCUUGAGCAUUGCCUUGCAACAGUAGAUAGAAGGAAGCAACCUUGGUUGAUCUUUGCUGCUCAUAGGCCUCUUGGAUAUUCCUCUAAUGAAUGGUAUGCCGAGGAGGGUGCAUAUUCAGAGCCAAUGGGAAGGGAUGAUUUGCAGAAGCUUUGGCAAAAGUAUAGGGUAGACAUUGCAUUUUUUGGCCAUGUCCAUAACUAUGAAAGAACAUGCCCCAUUUACCAGAAUACAUGCGUCAAAUCUGGAAAUACGAGUUAUUCCGGCGUCAUGAAUGGAACAAUCCAUGUUGUCGCUGGAGGUGGAGGUAGUCAUUUAGCAUCCUUCGCCACGGAAAUACCCAACUGGAGCCUUUUCAGAGACUAUGACUUUGGCUUUACAAAACUGACAGCAUUCAACCACUCUUAUCUGCUCUUCGAGUAUAAGAAAAGCAGUGAUGGGAAGGUGUAUGACUCCUUCACUAUUACAAGGGAAUACAUGGAUGUCUUGGCUUGUGUUCAUGACAGCUGUUCACCGAGCACUUUGGCCGCUUGAGAUGUGUUUCGUGCACUAUCCAACUGUGGUAGUUAUCCAGCAGCAGUAAGAGAUCCUUAUAAUAGGGGACUCUAGCAGCAGUUAUGAACUUAUUAUCUCAUCACUUGUCACAUUUUUAUUGUUUAUCCUUAAUUGUAGGGUGUUAUCUUUAUCAGUAGAGAGUCUAGCCAGUUAUCGGGUUGUUAUGUUGAUUGUUGCCAUCGUGUAAGUCUAUUGUCUAUUUAUUCAAACACCAUUAAUGAAUAUAGCUUCUGGUUUGUCAUUUUA